AUGACUCCAGAUCCAGAGGGUCUGCUGAUGAUGGGUGUGUUGUUCUGCUGCGGCGCCGGCUUCUUCAUCCGUAGAAGGAUGUACCCGUCCCCCCUGAGAGAAGAACCGGCCUUCAACGUGUCCUUCACCAGACACCCCGUCACCUCCCCAGUUUCGCAGCAGCCUGGCAGUAUGGUGGGCUUUGGGGUCAAUGGGAUGACCGGGGACCCGGGGGUUCCCAUGAUCCACCCCGCCUACCCGGCCCAGCCUGGCUCCGCCCACAUGAUGAUGAGCUCCUACCCUCCGCCUCCGUCCUACUGCAACCACCCACCCACCGCCCUACGAACAAAUAUUCCACAACAGCGACAAGAAGUAACGUCCACCACGGAAAGGACGAACGGACCUGGACUUUAUGGACCAAGGAUGAUAAACAUGGUGUUGAGUGAAAAAGAACCACAGAGGCAGAACCACAGAGGCAGAACCCCAGCAGAACCACAGAGGCAGAACCACAGCAGAACCACAGAGGCAGAACCAUGGAAGAUCGGCAAUAGCCCCAGUGGUCAAGAAGGACUGGGAUUAGCCCAGGACCAGACAGAUUCUGGACUGGGAUUAGCCCAGACCAGAGAGAUUCUGGACUGGAUCUGCCCAGGACCAGAGAGAUUCUGGACUGGAUCUGCCCAGGAACAGAGAUUCUGGACUGGGAUUAGCCCAGGACCAGAGAGAUUCUGGACUGGAUCUGCCCGGGACCAGACAGAUUCUGGACUGGAUCUGCCCGGGACCAGAGAGAUUCUGGACUGGAUCUGCCCGGGACCAGAGAGAUUCUGGACUGGAUCUGCCCGGACCAGAGAGAUUCUGGACUGGGAUUAG
Messenger RNA from Sphaeramia orbicularis (orbiculate cardinalfish), 846 nucleotides. RefSeq lists its product as uncharacterized. The record is from RefSeq and is a predicted model, not a curated record. NCBI's taxonomy places the organism in Eukaryota, Metazoa, Chordata, Actinopteri, Kurtiformes, Apogonidae. Gene Ontology annotation, cellular component: cytoplasmic vesicle membrane. The coding region runs from base 1 to 846 and encodes 281 amino acids. The transcript has 4 exons.